AUGCGGCCCGAGUCCGAUUUAGCGGAGGAGCGCAGCUCUGCCACGAUUUCAUGUUCUGCGCUGCGCUCAACGUCAGAGAGACAUCAAAGACACUUUUUCACGAGGCUGCCGCCUGCACCUCCGUUGACACCACCGGAACUCAGCACCUCCAUCUUUGCGUGCAACGAGGAUGUGGAUGGAUUCAUCAGCCAACCGAACCCGGACUACAUGUCGGAUACCUCGUCGAUUCCCUUGCAAAAUUCGCAACCUAUUCCGCAAACUCACUCUUACGCGAAGAUGGUUACCGUUGAGGGGCACAUGCCUAACAACGAGGGCAGUGCAUCGUCGGCCCCGACUUUCAGCCCCGGCUCCUAUCCUGGGAGCGCGAUGCUCCCACCACCACCGCCCGGGUCACAAAACCAAGUACGGGUCUAUGAGGAUGACACGCCCCGCCGCAACGUCAACGUUCAGGGGGAAAUCAUUUCUGUCGUCAACCAAGACGGUCGAGGCUGGAGUCGUCAUACGCGCGUGUAUGGUGGCGGAGCAUGUCUAGCGUGCGCAGCAUCGGGCGGACACGAAGGUGGAUUUUACGGCGCCACAGUGACACCUGAGGAGAUGCGGUACUGA
Molecule: messenger RNA, 606 nt
Organism: Cordyceps fumosorosea ARSEF 2679
Lineage: Eukaryota; Fungi; Ascomycota; Sordariomycetes; Hypocreales; Cordycipitaceae
Exons: 1
Coding region: 1-606 (201 amino acids)
Source: RefSeq, a predicted model, not a curated record